AUGGCUUCAAAGGAACAUAAGAUACUUCUUUUAGGCUCAGGGUUGAUGGCUGAAGCUGUUGUCGACUAUCUGCUAAAAAGAUAGGAAAAUCAUAUCAUGAUAGCUUCCAACAUUGAAAAAGAUGCUUAAACUCUUGCAUAAAAAAAGUAAAGAUGCUAAAGUGCAUACGUUGAUGUAACUAGCGAGGAUAGCUUAACUCCAUUGAUAUCUAACUGCGAUUUAGUUAUUAGCUACGUUCCUGCAAUAUUCCAUCCUAACGUUGCUAAAGUUUGCAUUGCUUAAAAAAAGAAUUUAGUUACUGCUAGUUAUAUUUCUCCUGGAAUGGCUGCCUUUGAUGAGGAAGCCAAAAAGCUUGGCUUAACUUUCUUAAAUGAGAUAGGUUUAGAUCCAGGUAUUGACCAUCUUGCAACAAUGAAAACUGUAGACGAAGUUGCAGAAAAAGGAGGAAAAAUUUUAGAAUAUGAAUCAUGGUGUGGUGGUCUUCCUUCUCCGGAAUUUGUAGAUAAUCCUUUAGGGUAUAAGUUUAGUUGGUCUCCUAUUGGAGCUAUAGGUGCAUUAAGAAAUGAUGCAAAGUUCCUUGAAAACAACGAAGUAAAGACUGUUUCUGGUAAAGAUUUAUUAUACGUCGCUGAAGAAAAGGAUAUUAAUGUAGCACUUAGAUUAGAAGGAUAUCCUAACAGAGAUAGCUUAUAGUACAAAUCUCUUUAUAACUUAGUUGAUUGUCAUAAGGUUUUAAGAGGUACAUUAAGAUACUCAGGUUUCUCUACUAUUAUGAAUGGAUUCAAAGAAAUUGGUCUCUUUGAAAACGAUAAAGACUGCAAAGAUGAAACUUGGGUUGAAUUCCUUACUAGACUUUUAGGAGAUAGUCAUAAGGAAGCUUGCAAUUUAAUAAAACAAAUUAUAGAUGAAAGUGGUUUCGAUGGAAUAGAAAAGUAAUUAACCACCCAAAUUAUUAACAAGGCUUUAGCCAAUAAGAAUUAUACAGCUCUUAGUGAAGAAAAAAAAACAAAAAUUGCCAAACUCAUGAUAAAAUCUUUAAAGCAUUUUAACUUCUUCUGUAACACCAUGAAAACUAGCCAUGAGAAAAGUAGAAUUGAGAAUUUUGUAGCUUUACUUGAAAAAAAACUCACUCUUGCUCCCGGUGAGACAGAUCUCGUUGUCAUGUAGCACUCUUUUAAAAUUUAAUACAAGGAUUCUCCUAAAAUUGUAACAAGAAAGAGCACACUAAUAAUGAUAGGUGAAAAGAAUGGAAAGUCUGCUAUGUCAGUAACUGUAGGUACUCCAAGUGCUAUUGCAGCAUAAUUGAUCCUUGAUAAGGUAAUAACCGACGUCGGAGUUCUAAUGCCAAAUAAGAAAUCAAUAUAUGAACCCAUUUUACAUGCACUUGAAGAGAUAAAUAUUAGGUGUGUUGAAACUGAAGAGUGA
Messenger RNA from Tetrahymena thermophila SB210, 1425 nucleotides. Its product is annotated as saccharopine dehydrogenase. The transcript has 8 exons. Gene Ontology annotation, molecular function: saccharopine dehydrogenase activity. The record is from RefSeq and is a predicted model, not a curated record. Gene Ontology annotation, cellular component: cytoplasm. NCBI's taxonomy places the organism in Eukaryota, Ciliophora, Oligohymenophorea, Hymenostomatida, Tetrahymenidae.